Clunio marinus is the source of this 426-nucleotide messenger RNA. NCBI's taxonomy places the organism in Eukaryota, Metazoa, Arthropoda, Insecta, Diptera, Chironomidae. The record is from the annotation of a GenBank genome assembly.
AUGAAUUUCUGUAAUAUGAUGAUGAUUACAUUUUAUCUCUAUGCCUUUAUGAAUAUUUGUUCGUCUGUUAAAAGAAAGAAACCUCACCCCAUUGCCGACAAAAUUGAACGUAUAACAACAGGGAAACGAGAAAAUCAAAAAUAUUCCCCAGUGCGUCCUCCAUUGCCUUCAUCGCGUUCUCCAUUGUUUGACAGUCUGCUUAGUAUUCCAAUUCAGACGCUGCGGGCUGUAAAUGAUUUGGUUCAAAGUAUUGCGGGUAAUCUGCAGACAGCAGGAAAUCUAAGACGCCCCAUCCAAGUACCAAAACAGAAGCUUUCCAAAACAAAGCAGGGAAGUAGAAGAAAAUGAAUAAGAAUUAAACUUUCAUGUGAUAUUAGCCGUUUUAAGUAGAAUUUAUUUGCUUCUGCAAAUUGUAAGUCAUUCGCU